GAUGGUGCUCGAAGGGCGAUCCAGCGUAUGUGCUCCUUGGAUUCUAUAUAUAACACUGUUUGCCUUUACAGUUAAAAUAAGAAUUUGCUUAAUCUCACUGCAUUUAACUGAACCGACGUCAUUUUUAGGCUGACAGCCUUUUACAGGUGGAAACCCGAAUUUAUCGCGUUUAAUUGCAGUGGGUUGAAAUUUUCGCAUUAGCAGAAAACUGGCAGCAAUGGAGAUUUGUGGUUGAUCCGUUGCCUCUGCGAACUACUGGGCGCCAAGUUUCUACCGACUUGAAGUUUUCUCAGGAUAAAUCUGUUUUCUCUGGAUAAGAGUGGUUUUCAGUCCAGCUUGUCAUGGUGGAUGCAGCUGAAUGCGGUGUUAAAGUGAUGUGCCGAUUCAGGCCAUUGAAUGAAUCGGAAAUCACUAGAGGAGACAAAUUUAUACCGAAAUUUAAGGGGGAAGACACGGUCAUUAUAACGGGCAAACCUUACAUAUUUGACAGCGUUCUUCCUCCUAAUGCAACACAAGAGUUGGUUUACGAUGCCUGUGCUAAACAGAUUGUUAAAGAUGUGCUUGAAGGGUACAAUGGAACCAUAUUUGCCUAUGGACAAACCUCAUCAGGGAAGACGCAUACCAUGGAGGGAAAACUCCAUGACCUGGAACAUAUGGGCAUAAUUCCACGUAUUGCUCAGGACAUCUUUGACCACAUCUACUCCAUGGACGAGAACCUGGAGUUCCACAUCAAGGUGUCUUAUUUUGAGAUUUACUUGGACAAAAUCAGAGACCUAUUGGAUGUGUCCAAGACAAACCUGGCAGUACAUGAAGAUAAGAAUAGGGUACCAUAUGUCAAGGGCUGUACGGAGCGCUUCGUGUCCAGCCCUGAGGAGGUCAUGGACGUUAUUGACGAAGGCAAAGCCAAUCGUCAUGUGGCCGUCACCAACAUGAAUGAGCACAGCUCACGCAGCCACAGCAUUUUCCUGAUCAACAUCAAGCAGGAGAAUGUGGAGACAGAGAAGAAGCUGAGUGGAAAGCUCUACCUGGUGGACCUGGCUGGGAGCGAGAAGGUCAGUAAAACUGGAGCAGAAGGAGCUGUCUUAGAUGAAGCUAAAAAUAUCAAUAAAUCUCUCUCUGCUCUGGGGAAUGUUAUCUCAGCGCUGGCUGAAGGAACUAAGACCCACGUCCCAUACAGGGACAGCAAGAUGACCCGAAUCCUGCAGGACUCACUAGGCGGCAACUGCAGGACCACCAUCAUCAUCUGCUGCUCGCCGUCCGUCUUUAACGAGGCUGAGACCAAGUCCACGCUCAUGUUCGGCCAGAGGGCGAAGACCAUUAAGAACACAGUGUCGGUUAACAUGGAGCUGACGGCCGAGGAGUGGAAGAAGAAGUAUGACAAGGAGAAAGAGAAGAGCCGAGGUCUGAAAAUCAUCAUUCAGCGUCUGGAGAAUGAGCUCAAGCGCUGGAGAAAAGGCGAGACAGUUCCAAUUGAAGAACAGCAUAACAGGAAGGAAUCAAAGAAUGCAGAAGCCACACCCAUAAUAGACACUCUGGCUCCACCUCCCCAGCCUCUUUCUGACCCAGAGAAAACCCAGUAUGAGGAACUGAUCAACAGUCUCUACCAGCAACUAGAUGACAAGGAUGAUGAGAUCAACCAGCAGAGUCAGCUGGCAGAGUCACUGAAACAGCAGAUGGUGGAUCAGGACGAGCUAAUACUGUCAGUGCGGCGGGACUAUGAGAAAGCCCAGGAGGAGGUGGCUCGGCUGCUGCGUGAGCACGAGGCAGCCAAGGAGGAGGUGAAGGAGGUGCUGCAGGCCUUGGAGGAGCUGGCUGUCAACUACGACCAGAAGAGCCACGAGCUGGAGCAGAAAGGGAAGUGCAACGAACAGCUGUCCGACGAGCUUGCACAGAAGAGCACGCUUCUGUCCACUGUGGAGCAGGAUCUGGCAACACUGCAGGAGAUGAGUGGCCAUCAUAAGAAGAGAUCUGGAGAGAUACUGGGUAUGCUGCUACGAGACCUCAGUGACAUCGGAGGCAUAAUCGGCACCAGUGACCUUAAGGCUAUGACGGAGGCGCAUGGUGCGAUGGAGGAAGAGUUCACCAUGGCGCGCCUGUACAUCAGCAAGAUGAAGUCGGAGGUGAAGUCACUGGUGAACCGCAGCAAGCAGCUGGAGGUCUCUCAGGCUGACACCAUGCACAAGAUGCAGGCCAGCGAGAAAGAGCUAGCCUCGUGUCAGCUCCUCAUCUCACAGCUUCAGGCCAAGAUAAAGUCCCUGACAGACUACAUGCAGAAUGUGGAGCAAAAGAAGAGGCAACUAGAGGAGAGCCAAGAUUCACUGAUGGAAGAACUGGCUAAACUGCAUGCUCAGGGAAAGAUGCAGGAGGUGUCUGCAAUUGACAAGGAGAAGGAGCAUAUGAGUAAGAUGAAGGAUGCUGAAGAGAUGAAGAAAGCUCUGGAGGAGCAGAUGGAGACUCACAGAGAGGCUCACCAGAAGCAGCUCUCCCGCCUCCGAGAUGAAAUCGAAGAGAAACAGAGGAUCCUGGACGAGCUGAAAGACCUGAACCAGGCUCUUCAGCUGGAGCAGAAAAAGCUCCUGUCCGAUUACGACAAACUCAAGGAGGAGGAACAGGAGAAGACUGAGAAGCUCCAGAAACUGGUUUUGCUGAAUGAGAAAAGGGAGCAGGCCAGGGAGGAUCUGAAGGGCCUUGAGGAGACUGUGGCAAAGGAGCUGCAGACUCUUCAUAAUCUGCGUAAAAUCUUUAUUGAGGACCUUUACACACGAGUCAGCAGAAGUGUAGAGUUGGAUUCAGAUGAGUCUGGAGGAAGCCUGGCUCAGAAACAGAAAAUCAUUUUCCUGGAGAACAAUCUGGAGCAGCUGACGAAGGUCCACAAGCAGCUGGUGCGCGAUAAUGCUGAGCUGCGCUGUGAGCUGCCCAAGCUGGAGAAGCGUCUGCGGGCCACGGUGGAACGUGUAAAAGCCCUGGAGGCGGCGCUCAGGGAAGCCAAGGAGAACAGCAUGAAGGACCGCAAACGCUACCAGCAGGAAGUGGACCGCAUCAAAGAGGCCGUCAGGGCAAAAAACCAGGCCCGUAGGAGCCACGUCGCACAGAUCGCCAAACCCAUUCGUGCUGGACACCAUCAUCCAGCUACCUCUGCUUCGCCAAACCAUGCCAAUAGAGGUGGGGUAGCAUCCAGCCCACGCCAUCAUCACCACCAUCAGAUGCAGCCAGUUCAACAGCACCACCACAGCAGCAAGUGAAUGACACAGAGAUGCUUGAAGAGAAAUGGCUUUUCCUUGGGCAUUCUGUCCUCCAUCUGUCCACAGGAUCACUCACCAUGGAGGGCCUUUCUGUUUCAGGAAAACCAGCACAACUGCUUUCACCUCUGAACCUCUAAACAUGUUGAGAACAUUCUGUCUUCAACAAUACCUCUUCUUCCUCAUCCUCUGGAGGACAGAUUCACUGGAUGUUUGACUUCGUGUUAUAUUAAACUGAUUCAAAGACAGCCACACGCAAAUAUACACUGACAUAGAAAUGACUAAUUGCCCAUUACAGAAAAGCAGUAUUCUUAUUCUGCUUCUCUUCUUCUUUCUUUCUCUCUCUGCCUCUCUCUUUUUCUCUCCCUCACUCUUUCUCUCUCCAUCUGUCUGUCUCUCUGUUGUGACUCCUUCAGUGAUCCAACAGUUAAAGCUGUUUUAAAAAGUAUUAAUACAAUUAUUUAAAAAACAACCCAAAUGUUCUGGUAGUUAUUGGCAGGCUGAGGUGAUAUAGCCAUGUGAUGAACACAUCCUUCCCCUUAGGUGUAACUUCAGGGAUAUUCUGAACUUCUUGUUAUUGGCAGCAACUCAGCUUGCUUUUAUUGCCUACUUAGGACAGGUAGAGACAUGACAAGUUUGUUUCAGAACUCAAACUUUGUUCCUUUAAGGUAUGUAUGUAUUACAUUUUUUAUACAGUGAGAAAUGUCAGUACUGAAUUUUGUACUUGGAUUUAUUUAUAUUUCUAAUACUUUAAGGAUUAUUUGUUUAAAUGUUUUUUUUAUUUUUUUUAUUUUUUUUCAUAUGCUUUGUCUACUGUACUUAUGAAUUCCCUUUGUCAGCAAUAUCUGCAGGCCUAGUUAUUUGUUUCUUUGUUUAUUACCAGUGUUCAGUAUUUAGGCAGUAAAACACGUGACGGAUCAUACACAAAUAAAGAUGCCUGAACUACAUGUUAUGGUGACCAAAACAUUAAUAAUGUAUAGUUUAAAGGUAAUAGUCAACAUGCUAAUAUGUGCUCAUGGCUAGAUUUUGGGUUGGUAGUGUUUUAUGGAAAAUAAUGUUUUUUGAAUGCUUCCUUGGAGAUGUUGUUGCUUUGAUGCUGACCGUUCACUCAGUUCAUCAAGCAAUGAUCCAGGAGUCCAGGAUAAAGAGUAAAAAGUUUAGUUAUAAUAUUCUGUGUCAUAUUUCCAUUAGAUUUUCAGAUUUAUUAUCUUCCUCACAAUGGCAUGCUGACUAGUCACUCAGCAUCUGACCGAAGGGAAGAUCAGAUAAAGCCAUUCUGUUGUAUUAAAACAUUAUGUUGUGUUUGAACUUUUCUUUUUAAACUUUUUUUUUUUUUUACAUUGUCCAUUUUGGCAGUUGUCAUACUGACUACCAGUUGUCUCACUACCAAAUGAGGCUAAUGCACAGAAACCUGUUUUCUGAACUGGCACAUAGUUCUUGAUUUUCUUCCUUUGACUGUGUUUACUGAGUUCAGGAGUGACAUACUUCUGCCUAUCUUAGAAAACAUUACAAAAAUACUUUUUUGUAUGUUGUACCCAUGCGUUUUAUACUCAUGAGCUGAGUACCUCAAGUAAAAAACAAACCUUAUUAACAAGGUUAAUUCUUUCAACUGAAGCACCUAGAGGCACCUAGUGAGUGGUGCAACACACAUAUGAUAGUGGUGUUCCUGUAUAAUGGUGUAAAGUGUUACAUGCUGUCUCUCUCUAAUAAUAUGUUUUUAUAUUUCUCUGCUGUAUCCAUGGUCUUUCUAUGGCAAAUCUGUGGUUAUGACUCUGCACACACAGGUCUGCUAAUUUGUGUGAUAUCACAUUCCUCUGCCUCCAGUGUUUCAUUGCUGUAAUGUGAUGUUGUUUUUAAUGCUAACCUAGUGCAUUUCAGAGCCAUGAACUGAGCAUCUGAUACACAUUUAGCUGAAAAGUAUGUAAUCUUUUGACAAACCUCUCUGAUUUAUAAGGGGAGACCACGUGAUUUGCAAUGUAUUUAACUACAUAAUGCAAAUUCAGCGAUGAGGGAUCAAUUAUGGAAAUAAAUGUUAGCAACUUUUA
Messenger RNA from Electrophorus electricus (electric eel), 5284 nucleotides. It is a transcript of the gene kif5c, whose product is annotated as kinesin family member 5C. NCBI's taxonomy places the organism in Eukaryota, Metazoa, Chordata, Actinopteri, Gymnotiformes, Gymnotidae. Gene Ontology annotation, biological process: microtubule-based movement. The record is from RefSeq and is a predicted model, not a curated record. Gene Ontology annotation, molecular function: ATP binding; microtubule binding; microtubule motor activity.